UCUCCCCACUUCGACGUUGAGCUCAAAGCUGCUCCGACUCGGACUCGGCGCUGCCAACCACCACCCAGUUGAGCUUACCGAAUCACCACUUGUGGCCUUCUUUGACCACACCCCAUCUGAGCAGCCUGCCUGUCGCGACAAGAGCAGGACAGCUGCAACUUCCUCUCCGUCACACCCGGACUUACAACCCUCGGAGCAUGGUAAUCUAGCCCAGCUGGGUGCAACCGACAUUGAGCAAUGGCAUCUGCUCUCUAUCGCGGCGGCGCUCGCGCCCUGCGAGCCCUCCCGAAUCGUGCUUCUCCCACCCAUCAUUUUAUCGCGCGCCGGUGGCAGUCUGCGCCCGCAGACGGACAGCAGAAGCUUCUGUCUGCACAUCUCCGCGAGGCCGACUCCACGGUAUAUGAUAUCAUCGAGAAGGAAAAGAACCGCCAGAAACACUCGAUCAACCUGAUUCCUUCCGAGAACUUUACAUCCAUGGCCGUACUCGAUGCUCUCGGCAGCCCCAUGCAGAACAAGUACUCAGAGGGUUAUCCCGGUGCCCGCUACUACUCAGGCAAUGAGUUCAUCGACCAAUCUGAGCGGCUUUGCCAGCAAAGAGCACUGGAAACCUUCGGCCUCAGCGACAAGGAAUGGGGUGUCAACGUGCAGUCUCUGUCCGGCGCCCCUGCCAAUCUCUAUGUUUACUCUGCCCUGAUGAACACCCACGAUCGCCUAAUGGGCCUCGACCUGCCCCACGGCGGGCACCUCUCCCAUGGUUAUCAGACCCCAACAAAGAAGAUCUCUGCCGUGUCCAAGUAUUUCGAAACUAUUCCCUAUCGCCUGGACGAGGAGACAGGACUCAUCGACUACGACAAGCUUGAUGAGAUGGCCACGAUAGUCCGGCCAAAGAUCAUAGUGGCGGGUGCCAGUGCGUACAGUCGACUGAUUGACUAUAAACGGAUGAAGGAGACUGCAGACAAGGUCAACGCCUACCUCAUGUCUGAUAUGGCCCAUAUUUCAGGUCUUGUUGCAGCCAAGGUCCUACCCAGCCCCUUUGCGUUCUCAGACAUCGUCACAACGACCACGCACAAGAGUCUUCGCGGCCCGCGUGGCGCCAUGAUCUUUUACCGCAAGGGUGUUAGGAGGACGAAUCCCAAGACAAAGCAAGAGAUUAUGUACGAUCUGGAGGGCCCAAUCAACGCGUCCGUCUUUCCAGGCCACCAGGGUGGCCCCCACAACCACACAAUCACUGCCUUGUCCGUCGCACUGAAACAAGCUCAGGCCCAGGAUUUCAAGGUCUACCAGGAGCAGGUACUUCUGAACGCGCAGGCCCUCGCCAACCGUCUUGGCGAGUCGAAGACGAACGGUGGCCUCGGCUACAAAAUUGUAAGUGGCGGUACGGACAACCACCUUGUGCUUGUCGAUCUCAAGCCACAAGGAGUCGACGGCGCGCGAGUUGAGCGCGUCCUUGAGCUUGUUGGGGUGGCCAGUAACAAGAACACUGUUCCUGGCGAUAAGUCCGCCAUGAUUCCUGGUGGCCUCCGCAUCGGUACACCAGCAAUGACGACACGCGGCUUCACCGAGAACGAUUUCUCCCGUGUGGCCGAUAUUGUCGACAGGUCCGUGACAAUCGCCGCCAGGGUAGACAAGGCUGCUCGUAAGGCAGCCGAGGAAAAGGGGGACAAGUAUAAACUCAAGUUCUUUUUUGAUCAUCUCGGUAGCGGCGAGGAUGACGCCGAGAUCGUCCAACUGCGUGCCGAGGUUGCUGACUGGGUUGGCACGUAUCCUUUGCCAUGGGACGAGUCGGCCUGAGAAGCUAGUGGAUGGCCCAUUUUCAGAGGGUGUGCCUGACCUCGUGGAACGGUUCGAGACCACUAGACGCUGCGAGAAUGA
Microdochium trichocladiopsis is the source of this 1872-nucleotide messenger RNA. RefSeq names its product serine hydroxymethyltransferase. Gene Ontology annotation, biological process: folic acid metabolic process; tetrahydrofolate interconversion; L-serine catabolic process. The record is from RefSeq and is a predicted model, not a curated record. The transcript is spliced from 2 exons. Gene Ontology annotation, cellular component: cytoplasm. NCBI's taxonomy places the organism in Eukaryota, Fungi, Ascomycota, Sordariomycetes, Xylariales, Microdochiaceae. Bases 238 to 1791 code for a protein of 517 amino acids. Gene Ontology annotation, molecular function: pyridoxal phosphate binding; cobalt ion binding; serine binding.